UAGCUCGAUAGAUUGAUUAGCACCUUUUUAGAGGAGGAGAAGGGGUGCAAUAAAUGUAGGAAAUUACCUCAGACUUGGUCCCUUGUGGCUGCCUCCCUAGUCUUUAGUUUAUCAAUAGGUAUACACACCAUAUAAUUGACUGAUUCCUUAUCGAACGACUCGACUUAUCAGUUGCCAUACAAACUGCAGGCGUUUCAGCACUUUCUUCAGUCUCUGUUUGCAGCUCUUGCCGUCCGUUUAUAGUUUGAAUUACAGCUUUUUGCUAUACAGUCUGGCCCGGCAUCUUAUCAACACGAGAUUAGAUAUUGUUUAGCAGUCUCUGACUUACAUCCAUGUCGCUGGCUAUUUACAGAGUCCUUCCACCAGACGACAGAUCCCCAGUUAAAGUCGAACGGCGAACGACAGACAACGUGCUAAAAUUAUGAUCUUAUCUGGGUAGAAACACCUUCUCCAGACCGAGGAUUUCAUGGAGACAUUUAGACUGUGAUACUUUGCAGCCAUAGUUUGCAAAAUCUAGACAAUGGUGCGACUCAACAGGCGCCUGCUGCCCAUCAAGGCACAUUUCUUCUUUUUUAUGGCAGCCAUGGGACCUAUUUUGCCACAACUGCCGGUGAUUGGCAAGCAAAUCGGAGUUCCACCGGACGUAAUGGGCUACAUAAUGGCCGUCUUGCCUAUACUCUAUGUCCUGGCCAAGCCCAUGGUGGGAUUUCUAGUGGAUUACUUCACGAGCCUGCGGAAGUUCAUCUUCAUCGCUCUUAUUCUAAUCAUGACACUUGCCUUUGCUGGAUUUUAUUUCCUGCCCGACAAUUCGCACUUCAUCCCGUUGGAGGACGGCAGUGCCCAGUGGAAUGUGUCGGUGCUGGAAACUCCACCGGAUUGUAGCUUCUCGAUUUACUCCUCCAGAGCGUUUUGCCAAACGACUCAUCAGGCGAAUUGUAUUCAGGAAGGAGAGGAAGCAGAACAUCCCGUCCUAAUUGUGGCUUAUGAGGCAGGACUCAAUCUCAGCCAGAAUAUGCUUCAUGAAAACGGCAGUUAUCACAUGUGCUUAACCCAACCAGCAUCCAGUGAAUGGACUCAAGCUAAUGCAUCUUGUCAUUUGCAACCUGUGAACCAAUGCAUCUAUGGAGCUGGCAAAUUCUGGCUUUUCGUGUGCCUGCUCUGCAUUGGAAUCGUUGGCUUCAACGUGACCAAUUCCAUAUCCGAUGCCUGCUGCUUCGAUCUGCUGGGCGACGAGGAGCAGGGCAAGUACGGAGCACAACGAGUGUGGGGCACCAUAGGGUUUGGAGCUACGGCCUUGCUAGCUGGCGUUGUGGUCAACUGGUGGACCUCGGACGCCAUUAAAAGUCUGACACCCGCCUUGAUCAUCAUGUGCGUUUUCAGUUUAAUGGAUCUGUUUAGUGUAUCCAGACUGAAGCUGCCCAAACUGGGUGGCUCCGAGUCCAUCUGGAGCGAUGUGUGGCAACUGGUUCGUCAGCCACCCAUAGUGGUCUUCCUGUUCUUCGCCACCAUGGCCGGCAUCAUCGACUCGUUCAUCAUCUACUUCAUGUUCUGGCACUUGGAACAGGUGGCCGAGGCCACUGGCUACAUGCAUCAGAUCAAACUGAUCGAGGGUCUGGUGGUGGCCGCCGAGUGCCUGGCCGGAGAGGUGCCCUUCUUCUUCUACAGUGGGAAGAUCAUCAAGAAGCUGGGCUACGUUCACUGCAUGAGCAUGUGCUUUUUCUUCUACGCGGUGCGGCUAUCACUGAUUGCCUGGAUACCAAAUCCCUGGUAUCUGGUCGGAGUGGAACUCUUUUUCCAGGGCAUUACCUAUGCCCUGUGCUACACCUGCAUCGUGGCCUACGCCUCGGCGGUGGCUCCGCCAGGAACUUCGGCCACGGUCCAGGGAUUGAUGGCUGGCAUGGAUGAUGGGCUUGGAUUCUCCAUUGGGUCCCUGAUCGGCGGUCUGAUGUUCAACAGUCUGGGGGGACGAGAAAGUUUCAAAUACUUUGCCAUCGCUGCCAUUUGCACCUGCGUGGCCCACAUUGUGGUGCGUCCCACCUCCAGAAAACGACAGUUCCUGCCCAAGCAGGGAUACCAGCCUCCCCCGGAACAGGAGAUUAAGCACCCGCCGGCUCAGGAAUUGCAGGAGAUUCGUUAGAGAUUAAAUUAAGUUGCUUAUUUUUGUACUCAAUUUUGGACAAUAAAACGAGUUGUCCAAAAGUUGAACGACUUUGCUGUCGGUUAA
Drosophila gunungcola (fruit fly) is the source of this 2224-nucleotide messenger RNA. RefSeq names its product major facilitator superfamily domain-containing protein 6. Lineage: Eukaryota; Metazoa; Arthropoda; Insecta; Diptera; Drosophilidae. Gene Ontology annotation, molecular function: transmembrane transporter activity. Gene Ontology annotation, cellular component: membrane. The transcript is spliced from 4 exons. The record is from RefSeq and is a predicted model, not a curated record. The coding region runs from base 521 to 2137 and encodes 538 amino acids.